CGGGUCGGCGGUCCAUCAAAGCAUCCUUCAGGCGGAAGUAGACGUAGGGAUUUUUUUUUUUUUUGGAAGUACUUUGACUUGCGCACUAGCUGCCAGGGUGUAGUCGGAUACAGUUCCUUUUCUCCAAAAGUUUUUUUUCCCAUGACUGUGGUUACAAAGCAGUAAUAAAGUGAAGGUUUGCAAGAGAGAAGUCGCGAGGAGAUUAAGCCACAACUAUCGCUUUUUGGAGGUGAAGCGAUUACCACCAUUUUCCGCAUGAGUUUAUUUACAAAACCACAAACUCGGUAGCUGGCGAGUUACUGCAAACUUUUUAAAGACUGCGAGGAUUUAAGGGAUCAAGACAGUGACGGUAGCUACUUGAGGUCGCAUAAACAAAAGGACACAAUGUCGCUUUUUAGCUGUUUGUUAUUAUGGACUUUGUGGGCAGCGUGCAGUCACGGAGCGAUGGAUGAAUGCAUAGACGAGUUCAAUCGGCCUCAGCGCUGCAUGCCAGAGUUUGUUAACGCCGCUUUCAAUGUAACCGUAGUGGCCACCAACACUUGCGGCUCGCCGCCUGAAGAGUACUGUGUACAGACCGGGGUAACGGGAGUCACAAAAUCAUGCCACAUUUGCGACGCCGGAGACCCCAGACACCACCACGGCUCUGUUUAUCUCACCGAUUACAACAACCAAGCGGAUACCACCUGGUGGCAAAGUCAGACUAUGUUAGCGGGCAUCCAGUACCCAAACUCCAUCAACCUGACCCUUCACCUGGGCAAGGCUUUCGACAUCACCUAUGUGCGUCUGAAGUUUCACACCAGCCGUCCUGAGAGCUUUACCAUCUACAAGCGCACUAGUGAAGACGGGCCCUGGAUUCCCUACCAGUACUACAGCGGCUCCUGCGAGAAGACCUACAGCAAGAUCAACCGCGGCUUCAUCCACACUGGUGAGGACGAGCAGCAGGCUGUGUGCACAGACGAGUUUAGCGACAUCUCACCUCUCACUGGAGGAAACGUGGCCUUCUCAACACUCGAGGGCCGACCCAGCGCAUAUAACUUUGACAACAGCCCUGUACUGCAGGAUUGGGUGACUGCCACGGACAUCAGAGUGACCCUGAACAGAUUAAACACUUUCGGAGAUGAAGUUUUCAACGAUCCCAAAGUUCUCAAAUCCUACUACUACGCUAUCUCUGACUUCGCUGUGGGAGGAAGGUGCAAGUGUAACGGCCAUGCCAGCGAGUGUGUGAAGAACGAGCGCAGCAAGCUGGUGUGUAACUGCAAACACAACACAGAGGGACCAGAUUGCAACGUGUGUAAGCCCUUCUACAAUGACCGUCCCUGGAGGAGAGCCGCCGCUGACAACCCCAACGAGUGUCUGCCUUGUAACUGUAAUGGAAAGAGUGGCGAAUGUUACUUCGAUCCUGAGCUGUAUCGUGCCACUGGUCAUGGAGGUCACUGCCGCAAUUGUGCUGACAAUACGGAUGGGCCGAACUGCGAGCGAUGCCUGGAUAACUACUACAGAGACCCCUCUGGCCAGCGCUGUCUCUCCUGCAGCUGCAACCCUGUUGGUUCUCUCAGUACCCAGUGUGACAACACUGGCAGAUGUAGCUGUAAGCCGGGAGUGAUUGGAGAUAAGUGUGACAGAUGCCAGCCUGGGUACCACACACUGACUGCGGCAGGCUGCAGACCCUGCUCUUGUAAUCCAGCCGGAAGCACGCAGGAGUGUGAUGUCCAGACCGGACGCUGCCAGUGCAAGGAAAAUGUGGAUGGAUUCAACUGUGACAGGUGUAAACUGGGCUACUUUAAUCUGGACCUCCAGAAUCCCCAGGGAUGUACUCCAUGCUUCUGCUUCCAGCAUUCCACUGUGUGUGAAAGUGCCGAUGGCUACCACAUACACAAAAUCACCUCUAACUUCGACAGGGAUGAAGAGGGCUGGAAGGGACAGCAGAGAGACAGCUCUAGCGUUCCCGUGCAGUGGUCACCCACCUCUCGAGAAAUCUCACUCAUCUCAGAAGACUACUUCCCUAUCUACUUUGUGGCUCCAGAGACAUUUCUUGGUAAUCAGCUGCUGAGCUAUGGUCAGAACCUCACGCUGAACUUCAGGAUUCAGCGACAUGAUGCUCGACUCUCAGCGGAGGACGUUGUGCUGGAAGGGGCUGGGCAUCGUGUUGCUGUGCCACUUAUUGCCCAGGGCAAUUCCUACCCAGGAGAGGAGACACAAACCUUUGUGUUUAGACUCCAUGACACAACUGACUAUCCUUGGAGACCCACCACAAAAUAUGCCGACUUCCAGAAACUUCUGUAUAAUCUGACUUCAGUUAUGAUUCGUGGAACCUACAGUGCAAGAAGUGCUGGUUAUUUAGACAACGUGUCCCUCGUGACUGCCCGCCGUGGCCCUGGAACUCCUGCUCGUUGGGUUGAGAAGUGUAUGUGUCCUCAGGGUUACUUGGGGCAGCAUUGUGAGCAGUGCGAUCUGGGAUAUAGGAGGAGCCAACCUGAGCUGGGCCGCUUUAGCAGUUGCGAGUCCUGCAACUGCAACGGACACAGUGACACUUGCGACCCUGUGACAGGAAUGUGUAACUGCCAGCACAACACCGCCGGCAUGAGCUGCGAGAGGUGUAAAGAUGGGUUCUAUGGGGACUCUACAGUCGGCUCAUCUUCAGACUGUAAACCCUGUCCCUGCCCCGCAGGUGCCACGUGUGCCGUGGUGCCCAGGACCAAAGAGGUGGUCUGUACAAACUGCCCAACUGGAACCACAGGUAAGAGAUGUGAACUAUGUGAUGAUGGCUUCUUCGGGGACCCUCUUGGUGAAAAUGGUCCAGUCAGGGCAUGCCGUGCCUGCAGCUGCAAUAACAACAUUGACCCCAACGCUGUGGGCAACUGCAACCGAGAGUCGGGCGAAUGCCUCAAGUGCAUUUACAACACUGCCGGCGUCUUCUGUGACCGUUGCAAAGAGGGUUUCUACGGUGAUGCCCGUGCCGCAAAUGUAGCUGACAAAUGCAAACCAUGCUCGUGCUCUCGGUACGGUACAGUGGACAGGAAGACGACCUGCUCUCAGGUGACGGGUCAGUGUCAGUGUCUUCCCCAUGUCAUUAACAGAGACUGCAGUGCAUGUGAGCCUGGUUUCUACAACCUACAGAGCGGCAAGGGCUGUGAACGAUGCAACUGCAACUCUAUUGGCUCCACAAACGGUCAGUGUGAUAUCGUUAGCGGCCAAUGCGAGUGUCAGCCUGGGGUCACAGGUCAACACUGUGAGCGCUGUGAGGUCAACUUCUUUGGAUUCAGUUCAUCGGGUUGCAAACCUUGUGACUGUGACCCAGAAGGCUCAGAGUCUGCUCAGUGCAAGGAAGACGGGCGUUGUCAGUGUCUCCCAGGCUUUGUGGGAGCUCGCUGUGACAUGUGUGAGGAGAACUACUUCUACAACCGCUCCACACCAGGCUGCCAGCAGUGUCCCAACUGUUACAGCCUGGUCAGAGACAAGGUGAACCAGCAGAGACAGAAGCUUCAUGACUUACAGAAUUUGAUUGAUAAUCUGGACAGCACUGAGAAUACAGUGAGUGACAAGGCCUUUGAGGACAGACUGAAGGAGGCAGAGAAAACUAUAAUGGACUUACUGGAAGAGGCUCAGGCUAGCAAAGAAGUGGAUAAAGGCCUUUUGGACCGUCUAAACAACAUCAACAAGACCCUGAACAACCAGUGGAACCGAUUGCAGAACAUCAAGAACACAGUGGACAACACAGGAACGCAGGCAGAUCGAGCACGUAACCGAGUCCGUGAUGCAGAGAACCUGAUCAGCACUGCUAGAGAGGAGCUGGACAAAGCCAAGGAGGCCAUCAGUAAAGUGGACAUUAAAAUACCCACAACCUCUGGAGAUCCAAACAAUAUGACACUUCUGGCAGAGGAAGCCCGCAAACUGUCCGAAAAACAUAAAGCAGAUGCAGAUCAGAUUGAGAAGAUCGCGAAGGACGCCAAUGACACAUCCACUAAAGCCUAUAAUAUGCUAAAGAAGGCGCUCGACGGCGAGAACAAAACAAGCAGCGACAUCGAUGAACUCAACAGGAAAUAUGUUGAAGCAAAGGAUCUGGCCAAGAACCUGGAGAAACAGGCUGCUAAAGUACAAGCUGAAGCAGAAGAGGCAGGAAACAAAGCUCUGAAGAUCUACGCUAACCUGACCAGCUUGCCCCCAAUCGACACCAAAACAUUAGAGGAUGAGGCCAAUAAGAUAAAGAAGGAGGCAUCAGACCUGGACAAACUGAUAGACAAGACUGAGAAGGAGUACAACGACCUGAGAGAGGACCUGAGGGGCAAAGAGACAGAAGUCCGCAAACUACUGGAAAAAGGAAAGACUGAGCAACAGUUUUUAAAAUACAGUCAUGACUUUGACAAGAGAGUGAAUGACAACAAAACUGCUGCUGAGGAUGCCAUGAGGCGAAUCCCAGAAAUCAACGCGACAAUCAAUGAAGCCAAUGAGAAGACCCGGCGGGCCGAGGCGGCUUUAGGCAACGCAGCUGCUGAUGCUAAAGAAGCCAAGGAAAAGGCAGAGGAAGCUGAUAAAAUCGCUAAUGAUGUGCAGAAGGGUUCGGCAAAGACAAAGGUAGAUGCAGAAAAAGCUUUUGAAGACACCAUGAAACUGGAUGGAGAGGUGAACAACAUGAUGGACCAGCUCACAGCUGCUGAGAAAGAGCUGGAGAAGAAGAAAGCUGAGGCGGACGCUGACAUGAUGAUGGCGGCCAUGGCUUCUGAUAAUGCUAAAGAAGCUGAGGGCAAUGCCAGAAAAGCCAAAAAUGCUGUUAGGACAGUGCUGAACACGAUCAAUGAAUUAUUAGGCCAGCUUGGCAACAUCGAUAAGGUGGAUCUGAGCAAGCUGAAUCAGAUCGAUAGCGCUCUAAAAGACGCCAAGGACAAGAUGGCAGGAAGUGAGCUGGACAGGAAGCUGAAGGAGCUGAACGACAUCGCCAAGAGCCAGGAGGACAUGAUCAGCGACUACGACCGUCAGAUCCGAGAGAUUCGAGCGGACAUCGCUAACCUCAACGACAUCAAGAACACUCUGCCAGUAGGCUGCUUCAACACUCCGUCUCUGGAGCGGCCUUGACCUCUCCCUGUGUUCUUCAACAUCCCUCUCCAUCCCCUCGUCCGUGCCACCAAAACAGCCUUUGUUUUGUUUCGAAAUCUUUUACUCGCAUUUGAUUUCCUUUUAUUGGGUUAUUGUUUGUUUGUAUUUCUACACGUUUCUUUGAAAUCAUGUUUUACAAACAGAAGACAAAAGCUUUGAAUUUUUGAUAUGCAGAAAUGCUACAUGAAGAGAACUCCAAGUAACGGCCGUGUUUUUGUGUGUGUGUGUGUGUGUUUGUGCAUAUUUGUGUGUGUGUGUGUGAGCUGUUAGAGGCCUCGAGUUGAACCCACAUGACUGCACCACCUCCAGCUCUCCCUCGCCAACCUCUGCUCUUUACAAUCCAAUCAGAAUUCCCACCUAAUCAGAAGCCAAGACGUUUGUUUGAGGAAGUUUGCUACUUAAGCUAGUGUAUAUCAUCAUCGGUAAUGCUAUUCGCUCAAAGCUAACAGUGAAGGAAUCUUAAUUUGUUCGUGAUGCGCAUCUUCUUUCGCCCCUCGUGCUAGAUUUGGUACCGAGAGCGAGUCGAACACGUAAAUACAGUAUUUCAGUUCAUGUGUAUAUAAAUAGUUCAGUACUAAAAGUUGAGAACAUCUCUGCGUGGCUCAGCUGACUUUAUACAUUUCAUGGUUGCCAGAUAUUUCAGUUUUGUGUUUAUUUUGAUUUUUCAGACGCUGCUGCUUAUUACUGGUGUCCUGCAAAACACAUUAACACGAGCAAAACUCAACACUAUGCAACUUUGUACAUUGGCGUAGCAAGACUUGUAUCUGAUACACUGGUGCUAAUAAUUAUUUCAAAUGUUAUAUUUUUGUGUGAAUGUUUUUUUUUUUUCUUCUUUUUUUUUUAUUAUAAUAUAGAGUUGAGGAACUGUUGUUUGUGUAAAUAUGCUUAAAUGAUUCAGGAACGGCUGAUUUUUAAACCCAAGACCCAACCAGCCACCUCAUUGGUUCA
Molecule: messenger RNA, 6039 nt
Organism: Sinocyclocheilus rhinocerous
Lineage: Eukaryota; Metazoa; Chordata; Actinopteri; Cypriniformes; Cyprinidae
Gene: lamc1
Product: laminin, gamma 1
Exons: 28
Coding region: 385-5070 (1561 amino acids)
Biological process (GO): tissue development; axon guidance; animal organ morphogenesis
Cellular component (GO): basement membrane
Source: RefSeq, a predicted model, not a curated record